Molecule: messenger RNA, 3204 nt
Organism: Sporisorium graminicola
Lineage: Eukaryota; Fungi; Basidiomycota; Ustilaginomycetes; Ustilaginales; Ustilaginaceae
Exons: 1
Coding region: 1-3204 (1067 amino acids)
Biological process (GO): microtubule-based movement
Molecular function (GO): microtubule binding; microtubule motor activity; ATP binding
Source: RefSeq, a predicted model, not a curated record
AUGUCACCUGCCGUCACGCGGUCUACAGCAGCAACCGCAAAAACCGCGCCUCCGUCCACUGCUGUCAGCACCAGCACUUCAUUAGAUUCAGCUUCACCAACUGCCACGGGUACCGACGACGAUCGUCGUUCUUCAACCGCCUCGAUUGCGCGCGAGCCAUUCGUGCCCAAACGUAAACCCACCAAGCCUGCGCCGUACGCCUACCUUGUUGCCGAAGCGAGUGCCAGCGCCGACUCUUUGCCGAAUAUCGUCUCGCCUGUCCUUGACGAAAAGGACUUUGUCGUCAAUACUCGUCCAGCUUCGGCACUGGACACACCUCUGCGCUCCUCGCCACUUGCAGCAGCGCAACUCUCAAAAACUAGGACUGGACGUCAUCUUUCACCCAUCGAAGCGGCCCAACGCACCGCACCUCGCGCGGCCCGUUCCACCGAUCGAAACCUCGGCUUGCUCUCUGUCGAUACUACCACAUACAGUGCGCCUUCUUCCGCUGUGACAACACCAGUGCUCAAGACUCGAUCUGCGUUCAUCACACCAGCGCCUCAAGCUAGAGAACCGCAGCUGCAGACAAGACCUCGGUCACAUACCCCUACCGCCAUGGCAGCUCGCGCAGUAGCAGCUCCUGCCCCCACUCCCGCAGCACCACCUGCAACCCCCAAGAUUAAGGCAGCCCUCUCAGCUGACGUAGCAGCUCGCAUUCGAUCGCCCAAAAAGCAUGCUUCCACUUCGGCGUUGAGAGGCACCGCCAACCAGGCUGCGUCCCUCGGAGCAGGCAUGCGAUCAGCUCAUCCUUUACAACAGUCGAGCAAGCACGUCGAAAAGGCCAUGGAGGCGUAUGCACAUUCGUCGUCCACCUGGCAGCAUCACGCGGAAAGCAGCAAAGAUGAGGCGGAGGUCCAUGGUGACAGCUCGUUUGUCUAUGAUGCUGAUGCGGACGGAGCGCAGGUUCGAGCGGAAGCAAAUGGGCACGAAACGGUGCAGGUGCAUGUCCGACUGCGACCUCCCAAGCGAGGCGAGGAGUGCGCAUGGGUGGCCAAUCCGUAUUCUGGGACUGUCGCGUUGGAAGCUGCUAUCGCCAGCGGGCGUACGCAAAGUGCCAAUCUCGGACCGUUUACAUUCGACGGCAUCCAAACGGGCUCGGCCAACAGACCUGUCUAUAUUGCUGUUGCUCGUCCGCUCGUACGCGCUGCACUUGAUGGCUACGAUGCCGUCGUCUUUGCCUACGGUCAAACCGCGUCCGGUAAAACGUUCACGCUGUCCGGCGACGAAAAGGGACAAGAGGCGGGUAUCAUCCCUCGCGCAGUUCGCGACAUCUUCCGGGGUAUCAAGCAGAGCUCUGCACGCCGCGAGUAUCUUUUACGCGCCAGCUACCUCGAAAUCUGGAACGAGGUGGUCAAGGAUCUUCUCGAGCCCAGCAACGUGCCGCAGGUGCGAGAUGACAAGCGUCGAAGAGGUGGCAAAGGGACCACCGUUCAACCGCUGCGGGAAGAGAUUGUGACGAGUCCUGAACAGGUUCGGGAGUUGCUGGCCCGAGGACAGACCAACCGGCACGUGGGAGCGACGGACUGGAACGAGCGAAGCAGUCGAUCGCAUACCUGUUUCAAGAUCACCAUUGAGUCCUGGGAGCGCAGUGAGCAAGACCAUUCCGCGGGCACAGCCGAGACGAGGCUGGGCAAGAAAGUGACUGUCUCGGAGCUGUGCCUAAUCGAUCUCGCCGGCAGCGAAAAGUACGUGUCUCAGGGAUCGGAUCGACGUGCCGAGGGUGCGCACAUCAACAAGUCGCUCCUGACUCUGGGCAAGGUCAUCUAUGCGCUGUCCGAGAAGUCGUCUCCUACCACCGCCAAUACUGCCGGGGCGCACAUUCCGUACCGCGACUCGAAGCUCACGCGAAUCCUGCAGAACUCGCUGUCUGGCAACGCGCGCGUGGCGGUGGUGUGCACGAUCAACCCGAAUCCGUCGGCGGUGGACGAGUCGCUGUCAACGCUCAAUUUUGCUAAGCGGAUCAAGAAAGUGGGGCUGAAUGCGAGGAGGAACGAAGUGGACAGCUCGCUGGCGGGUGGGAUCGGUGCCGAGGCUCAGGCACUUAUCUUGCGAUAUCAGACCGAGGCGGAUGCGUUGCGCAAGAUGGUGGACGAGCUGCAGCGGAAUGGGGCACGGCACAGCCAGGAGCAGGUCGAAGUGGUCGAGGUGGAAGAUGAGAGGAUCCGCGAGUUGCAAGAGAGGUUGGAUGUGAUUGGGUCGUUGGUGGUUCGCGGUGGGCGUACGAACGAGGUUGAUGCGAUGCAAGGCUCCGAGAACGAAGAAGACCAGCUGCAAGCGUCACGAACACCGUCCCACAGCAGUACGAGCACCACCGGAUUCACCUCCACUUCGACGCCAUCCACCUCCCGAUCAGCCUCCCAAUCCUCCACCAUCAACACUGCCGCAGCCAGCUUUGCGCGCCCCGUGUCGCCCAUCAAGCGCUCGCACAACUUUGGCUUCGACGACCCUCCCCAUCUGCUUGCCGAGAAACUCUUCCUCGCGAACCGCAAGAUCGAGACGCUGACGCGCAAACUCGCCUCCCGCCCUUCGCUUCCCGCCACGCCGGCCGCACAGGUGCAGCUCAUCUCGACGCUGCAGCAGCAGGUGCGCGAGCUGGAAGCGGUGUGCGAAGCGCAGGCCACCGAUGCGCCGCCCAAGAUCCGCGAAGACGUCGAGCGCGAGUUUGCGGCCAAGCUGGACGAGAUGCGGCGCAAAGUUGAGGAGAAGGAUCUGUUCAUCCAAGAGCUUCAGUUGGAGGGCGAAAGGCUGCGGCGGGCGAACGACAAGCUGAUGGAGCUGGCGCAUCGACAGACGCAGGAUAUGGUGGAGAAUCUGUCGUCGCCCGUUUCGCGCAAGACGGGGAGCACUUCGCCGCUGAAGCUGUCGGAUGCUGCGAACGGUGUAAACAGGCUGAAGGGCGGGGUGCAGGGAAAGAGGGCGAGGCCGAUGAGUCUAUUCAAUCCGACGUUUGCUGAGCUGGGCGGUGCGUUGGGCAGCACCAAAGAGGAGGCUGCGAGCCCGACCAGGGCUGCACACACAGCGGCGGCGGCGGCAAAGCGAAGGUCCAUCAGCAACGACUAUACGCUGCUGCAAUUGGGGACACAGGAGAUGGAGGAGGAGAUUCUGCAAAAGUCGGCCACCAUCCCUUCGAGCGAGACGUUUGCCGUCUUUCCCAGCUGUUCUUGA